Sorex fumeus (smoky shrew) is the source of this 756-nucleotide messenger RNA. RefSeq names its product granzyme K (gene GZMK). Gene Ontology annotation, biological process: proteolysis. NCBI's taxonomy places the organism in Eukaryota, Metazoa, Chordata, Mammalia, Eulipotyphla, Soricidae. Gene Ontology annotation, molecular function: serine-type endopeptidase activity. The record is from RefSeq and is a predicted model, not a curated record.
AUGGGUGGCGAAUUGGGAUCUCACUGGGACGGGGAGAAAGGGGCCGAUUCCACCCGGUUCCCGUUUGCCAAAGGCCUUUCUUCCAUGGUAGUUUUAGGAGUACACUCCCUCUCAAAGAAUGAGCUCUCUAAGCAAACAUUUGGUAAAAAAUUAAUACCAUUCACAAUAUUUAUACCAUACCCUAAAUCAAAUUAUAUUAUAUGGUUAAGGUAGCUUCACACAAAUGCAAUGCUCAACAAGCAUUUCCAGCUGCUUCAUCUAAGAUUCCAAGAUGAUAUUAGAGAUGGAACAAAAUGCCAGGUUACUGGCUGGGGAACCACUAGCCCCCAGAUUCUAACCUCUUCUGAUACUUUGCAAGAAGCGACUGUUAUUGUCAUAAAUAGAAAGCUUUGCAACAGCCAAAGUUAUUACAAAUACAAUCCUAUCAUAACUAAAGACAUGGUAUGUGCAGGAGACUCCAGAGGCCAGAAGAUUUCCUGCCAGGGUGACACUGGUGGACCUUUGGUCUUCAAAGGUGCCUUCUAUGCCUUAGUGUCUACAGGUUAUAUUUUAUGUGGUAUAGCCAAGAAACCAGGAGUCUAUACCCUAUUUACCAAGAAGUACCAGGCUUGGAUCAAAAGAAAUCUUCCUCACGCCAUGCUGUUCACAUCCACAAGUGAAAUAAGAUCAGAUUGCGAGAGAGAAAGUCUCUGUGACAGCGAGGCAGUUUGGAAGACUCUGAAAUCGGAAGUUCAGUUGACUUUGACAAACAGCUGA